Molecule: messenger RNA, 1286 nt
Organism: Thermothelomyces thermophilus ATCC 42464
Lineage: Eukaryota; Fungi; Ascomycota; Sordariomycetes; Sordariales; Chaetomiaceae
Exons: 4
Coding region: 154-1197 (347 amino acids)
Biological process (GO): D-ribose metabolic process
Molecular function (GO): ribokinase activity
Source: RefSeq, a predicted model, not a curated record
CCAACUAAUCAACGUUUAACCAUUCGUCACCACGAGCAUUGGCCAACGGCCAACACGAAGGCUUCUCGAUCGACAGGAAUACCCAAGAAGAUCUGAAUUAAUUUGAUUGGGAGGAACCGGGAAGCAAUUGGCUAGCUAGCGGAGGGGAAAGAGAUGGCCUCUACCACAGUCCCGCACAUCACCGUCCUGGGGUCUCUCAACAUGGACCUGGUGGCCUACGUCCCGCACCAUCCGCUGCCAGGCGAGACGCUCACGGCAGACGCCUUCGCGACGUCGCCCGGUGGAAAGGGAGCAAAUCAGGCGGUGGCAUGCGCGAAACUGUCACGGUCGAGGCCGGAGUCGGGGCCUGACGUAGGCGAGACGGCGAGGGUUGCCAUGGUCGGAUGUGUCGGUGCGGACGGACACGGCGCCCAGCUGCAGUCCAACCUGGCCGGCUACGGCGUCGACGUGUCCGGGGUUGAAGCGCGGGGGGGGCUCACGACGGGUGUUGCCAUGAUCAUCGUCGACAAGCCGACGGGCGAGAACAGGAUCGUGCUCAGCCCGGGGGCCAACCACGCGCUGCGGCCGGAGGACCUGAGCACGCUGGCCCGGCUGCGGCCCCGUCGGGACGGAGAGAAGAAGAAGGAGAAGGGCGAGGAGGAGGGAGCUCAGAAGCUGCCGGACCUGCUGAUUAUGCAGCUGGAGAUCCCCUUCGACACGGUGCUGGCCGCGCUCGCGGCCGCCCGGCGCGAAGGCGUGGACGUGCUCCUGAACCCGGCGCCGGCGCGACGGCUACCCGACGAGGCAUACGCCGGGUUGGCCCACCUGGUAGUGAACGAGACCGAGGCGGCCAUCCUGGGAGAGGUGGACGAGCGGGCGCUGGAUGACGAGGCCGGCCUCGAGAAGGUCGCGGAGGGGUUCGUCAAGAAGGGUGUGCACAACGUGAUCAUCACGCUCGGCGGGAGGGGCGUGUACUACUACCGGAGCGAGGACGGCAGGCGGGGCCUGGUGCCGGCCGAGAAGGCCAAGGUGGUCGACACCACGGCCGCCGGGGACACGUUCGUCGGGCAGUACGCGCUGGACGCGGUGGUGGCCAAGAAGGGAGGGGAAGCGUUUGACAUCGAGGCCGCCGUGAGGAAGGCGAACAAGGCGGCGGCCAAGACGGUCGAAAAGGCUGGGGCUCAGGACUCGAUCCCGUGGCGGGAUGAGCUGGAAUAGGCAGCAGCAGCAGCAGCAGCAGCAACCAAGAAACAAAAGGGGAUCGAUCAGCUUGACGAGAUCAAGAUGGAUUCUAGUCCAACGAUACA